Messenger RNA from Bradysia coprophila, 2310 nucleotides. It is a transcript of the gene cu, whose product is annotated as NADP/NADPH phosphatase nocturnin. Gene Ontology annotation, molecular function: 3'-5'-RNA exonuclease activity. NCBI's taxonomy places the organism in Eukaryota, Metazoa, Arthropoda, Insecta, Diptera, Sciaridae. The record is from RefSeq and is a predicted model, not a curated record.
UUAAUGCAUGUUUCAGUUUAGUAUUCAGUCCAAAAACACAGUGCGAUCUUUCAGUGUUUACAUCUCGUGUAAUUAAUUCAAUUGUGUAAAGUAUACACGACAAGAUUCAAAGUGAAUUAACCUUAAUACAUUAAGUUAAAGUGAAUUUAAUUUACGUUUAUAUGAACGGAGUCUUUAUAGAAAAAAAGGUUGUAACAAUUCAUGGGCGAUACGUCUAAAUUAUGAGUUCAGUUUAAGUUGGUUGAUGAAUUUCUGUUUUCGAUUUAUUCAAAAAAUCACAAUGCAGUCUCAUGCUGAGACAAUUCGUAAAUACGGCCAUAGCCGGAGACCAUCCUACGGGAAAGCUAUGCCAGUAUCUGCAUUACUUAUGAACCGUACUUCCCAACAAGAUCGCCUGAACGAUACAAUAGCUAAGGACGGUGUGUCACCCCAAGACGAGUCACCGCCGAUGUUUUUUACUCUGGAUGAAGUGAAUUCUCAUCAUCAUUAUCAGCAAGGCAAUGAUCGUACGGUGGAAAAUAAAAAAUUUAUUGAAGCGGAUCAAAUGGACUGCAGUGUAAAUGCUGAAAAUGAAUUCGUGUUUGUGUCGCUAAAAGAUGCAUUGCCAUCGAGCCAUGACAUCGAAACGUGUCCAAUGACAGAAUUAUGUAAUCUGUUGUGUGAUAAUUCGUGCGAAAAAAUUGAGAAUAAAUUCGGAGAUAACGGUGGGUCUGGUGAAAUGAAUGCAAAAGUGCGUGCGGACGAUAGACAGAAAUUUUUAUCAAGUAUGUUAGCAGAUAACGUUACCUCAGCGGCAGACACAGAGUCAAUGAUAAAUGAAGAUAGUUUGAGAAAUGAACGGGCAACAGAAGAUUACAUCGAUAAGCUUAAGGUUAAUGAGGCCUUGGUGCGCACAUCAAUGAUGACUUCACCAGCAGCUCGGCGAAGAUUAGCUGCGAGGAAAAUUGAAAUGGAGCUUGAUGCGGCUUCUAAAGACGCUGAAGACAGUGAAUAUGUUCCACCCAGGCAACUUCUGAUGUUUCUAGUCAGAAUGGGCUCAUUCAAUUCGGCACCAAAGAUCAAUAAUGCAGACACGCAAGACGACUUUGUUGAUAUACCGGUCGGAUUAACAUCAACUGAUUUGGUACAUCAUUGCAUCCGAAUGAGAGGCGACAAUCGGCCGCCAUUAUUGAAGCGAAAUUUUCUCAAACCGCUGGACAUAACCGACGGCGUUCGAGUAUUGCAGCUAAACUCGGUCUCGAAAAUGGAUUAUUUUCCAGUAUGCAGCGCUCCGGUAUCGUCACCCAAUCAUGUUAGGGUACUGCAAUGGAAUGUUUUGUCUCAAUCUCUCGGACAAAGCAAUGACGGAUUUGUCCGUUGUCCUGAUGAGGCAUUAACAUGGGAAUGUCGCAAGUACUUAAUCAUCCAAGAAAUUGUCCAAACAGAUCCAGAUGUUGUAUGCUUACAGGAAGUUGACCACUUCAAGUUUUUGCAAUCCGUACUGGCCACACAGCAGUACGAAGGCAUAUUUUAUCCGAAACCAGAUUCUCCAUGUUUGUAUAUAAGUGAAAACAACGGACCCGACGGCUGUGCAAUUUUUUUCAAAAAGAACAAAUUCGAGUUGGUCAAUUAUGACACGAGAAUAUUGGAAGUGUGGCGCGUACAAAGUAACCAAGUGGCUAUCGGUGUUAAUUUGAAGGUGUUGGAAACUGGUAAAGAGUUUACCGUGUGCACAACACAUUUAAAGGCGCGCAAGGGCGCCCUGCUGUCAAAAUUGCGCAAUGAGCAGGGAAAAGAUUUGCUGCGAUUUGCUCAACACAUUGCUGACGUCAAACCCAUUAUUAUGUGUGGAGAUUUUAACGCCGAGCCGUCUGAGCCCGUCUAUAAAACCAUUCUGGAACACAAAUCUUUGGGAUUGUCUAGCGCCUAUUCCGAUUUGAUCGCUGCUCUAGGUGUACAUUUACCAAAACCAGUGGAAUGUGAAUCUCAUGAUGAUGAUGAUUCGGACACAGUCGAUAAUCAUGAACCCCCAUUUACAACGUGGAAAAUUCGGGAAGAUGGUGAAGUUUGCCACACCAUUGACUAUGUGUUCUACUCACAGGAUAAACUAAAGGUCAACAAUUGCCUAAUGUUCCCACAAGACAAUGAGAUUGGCCGUGAUCGUACCCCAAGUUUUCGUUAUCCUUCCGAUCAUUUCUCGUUGGUGUGCGACUUCGAGUUCACAGAGAACCGUGAUGAAACUGAAACCAGCCAUUAAUUGAAAGUGAUAUUAGAUUUAUACGAAAAACUGAGGAAAACUAUUUUUUUAAGAAUUGAACAGGAUGUGGACGG